UCACGACGGAACUGGGGCGCCGCGGCGGUGGCUGCAGCAGCAGGUGCGCGGCCUGGACGCGAGCGAUCCGCCCGGGAGAAAGCGGCGCUCCUCCCGAGCUCCGUAGCGGCCGCGAGCUCGGCCGCGGCGACCUCCUGGCGCCCAGUGCGGACAACGGAAACUGCAGCCAUGACCACCCACGUCACCCUGGAAGAUGCCCUGUCCAACGUGGACCUGCUGGAAGAGCUGCCCCUCCCUGACCAGCAGCCAUGCAUCGAGCCGCCGCCUUCCUCCAUCAUGUACCAGGCUAACUUUGACACGAACUUUGAGGACAGGAAUGCGUUUGUCACAGGCAUCGCGAGAUACAUUGAGCAGGCCACGGUCCACUCCAGCAUGAACGAAAUGCUGGAGGAAGGGCACGAGUACGCGGUCAUGCUGUACACCUGGCGCAGCUGUUCCCGAGCCAUCCCCCAGGUGAAGUGCAACGAGCAGCCCAACCGAGUGGAGAUCUAUGAGAAGACGGUGGAGGUGCUGGAGCCAGAGGUCACCAAGCUCAUGAAGUUCAUGUACUUUCAGCGCAAGGCCAUCGAGCGCUUCUGCAGCGAGGUGAAGCGGCUGUGCCAUGCCGAGCGGAGGAAGGACUUCGUGUCCGAGGCCUACCUCCUGACCCUGGGCAAGUUCAUCAACAUGUUCGCUGUCCUGGACGAGCUGAAGAACAUGAAAUGCAGCGUCAAGAACGACCACUCUGCCUACAAGAGGGCGGCGCAGUUCCUGAGGAAGAUGGCAGACCCCCAGUCUAUCCAGGAGUCCCAGAACCUUUCCAUGUUCCUGGCCAACCACAACAGGAUCACCCAGUGUCUCCAUCAGCAACUCGAAGUGAUCCCAGGCUACGAGGAGCUCCUGGCGGACAUCGUCAACAUCUGUGUGGAUUACUACGAGAAUAAAAUGUAUCUGACCCCCAGCGAGAAGCAUAUGCUCCUCAAGGUAAUGGGUUUUGGUCUCUACCUGAUGGAUGGAAAUGUCAGUAACAUUUACAAACUGGACGCCAAGAAAAGAAUCAACCUCAGCAAAAUUGAUAAGUUCUUCAAGCAGCUGCAGGUGGUGCCCCUUUUCGGCGACAUGCAGAUAGAGCUGGCCAGAUACAUUAAGACCAGUGCUCACUAUGAAGAGAACAAGUCCAAGUGGACGUGCACCCAGAGCAGCAUCAGCCCCCAGUACAAUAUCUGCGAGCAGAUGGUUCAGAUCCGGGAUGACCACAUCCGCUUCAUCUCCGAACUCGCUCGCUACAGCAACAGUGAGGUGGUGACGGGCUCCGGGCUGGACAGCCAGAAGUCAGACGAGGAGUACCGCGAGCUCUUUGACCUGGCUCUGCGGGGCCUGCAGCUCCUGUCCAAGUGGAGUGCCCACGUCAUGGAGGUGUACUCCUGGAAGCUGGUUCACCCCACAGACAAGUUCUGCAACAAGGACUGCCCUGGCACGGCCGAGGAGUACGAGAGAGCCACGCGCUACAACUACACCAGCGAGGAGAAGUUCGCCUUCGUCGAGGUGAUCGCCAUGAUCAAAGGCCUGCAGGUGCUCAUGGGCAGGAUGGAGAGUGUCUUCAACCAGGCCAUCAGGAACACCAUCUACGCGGCCCUGCAGGACUUCGCCCAGGUGACCCUGCGUGAACCCCUCAGGCAGGCAGUGCGGAAGAAGAAGAACGUCCUCAUCAGUGUCCUACAGGCAAUUCGGAAAACCAUCUGUGACUGGGAAGGGGGCCGAGAGCCCCCCAAUGACCCGUGCUUGAGAGGAGAGAAGGACCCCAAAGGUGGAUUUGACAUCAAGGUGCCCCGGCGUGCCGUGGGGCCCUCCAGCACACAGCUGUACAUGGUGCGGACCAUGCUUGAAUCGCUCAUUGCAGACAAAAGCGGCUCCAAGAAGACCCUGCGGAGCAGCCUGGACGGACCCAUCGUCCUUGCCAUCGAGGACUUCCACAAACAGUCCUUCUUCUUCACGCACCUGCUCAACAUCAGUGAAGCCCUGCAGCAGUGUUGCGACCUCUCCCAGCUCUGGUUCCGAGAAUUCUUCCUGGAGUUAACCAUGGGCCGGCGCAUCCAGUUCCCCAUUGAGAUGUCCAUGCCCUGGAUUCUAACAGACCACAUCCUGGAAACCAAAGAACCUUCCAUGAUGGAGUACGUCCUCUAUCCGUUGGAUCUGUACAAUGACAGCGCCUACUACGCUCUGACCAAGUUUAAAAAGCAGUUCCUGUACGAUGAGAUCGAAGCCGAGGUGAACUUGUGUUUUGAUCAAUUUGUCUACAAGCUGGCGGACCAGAUCUUUGCUUACUACAAGGCCAUGGCUGGCAGCGUCCUGCUGGACAAACGUUUUAGGGCCGAAUGUAAGAAUUACGGAGUCAUCAUUCCGUACCCGCCGUCCAACCGCUACGAAACGCUGCUGAAACAGAGGCAUGUCCAGCUAUUGGGCAGAUCAAUUGACCUGAACAGACUCAUCACCCAGCGCAUCUCUGCUGCCAUGUAUAAAUCCUUGGACCAGGCCAUCAGCCGCUUUGAGAGUGAGGACCUGACCUCCAUCGUGGAGCUGGAGUGGCUGCUGGAGAUCAACCGGCUCACUCACCGGCUGCUAUGUAAGCACAUGACCCUGGACAGCUUCGACGCCAUGUUCCGGGAGGCCAAUCACAACGUGUCUGCCCCCUACGGCCGCAUCACCCUGCACGUCUUCUGGGAGCUGAACUUCGACUUCCUCCCCAAUUACUGCUACAAUGGGUCCACCAACCGUUUUGUCCGAACUGCCAUUCCUUUCACCCAAGAACCGCAAAGAGAUAAACCGGCCAACGUCCAGCCUUAUUACCUCUACGGGUCCAAGCCUCUGAACAUUGCCUACAGCCACAUCUACAGCUCCUACAGGAACUUCGUGGGCCCCCCUCACUUCAAGACCAUCUGCAGGCUCCUGGGUUACCAGGGCAUCGCUGUGGUCAUGGAGGAACUGCUGAAGAUCGUCAAGAGCUUGCUCCAAGGCACCAUCCUCCAGUACGUAAAAACACUGAUCGAAGUCAUGCCCAAGAUAUGCCGCCUGCCCCGACAUGAGUACGGCUCCCCAGGGAUCCUGGAGUUCUUCCACCACCAGCUGAAGGACAUCAUCGAGUAUGCGGAGCUCAAAACCGACGUGUUCCAGAGCCUGCGGGAGGUGGGCAACGCCAUCCUGUUCUGCCUGCUUAUCGAGCAAGCUCUGUCUCAGGAGGAAGUCUGUGAUUUGCUCCACGCUGCACCCUUCCAGAACAUCUUGCCUAGAGUCUACAUCAAAGAGGGGGAGCGGCUGGAGGUCCGAAUGAAACGCCUGGAAGCCAAGUACGCCCCGCUUCACCUGGUCCCUCUGAUAGAGCGGCUGGGGACCCCUCAGCAAAUUGCCAUCGCUCGGGAGGGCGACCUGCUGACCAAGGAGCGGCUGUGCUGCGGCCUGUCCAUGUUCGAGGUCAUCCUGACCCGCAUCAGGAGCUACCUACAGGACCCCAUCUGGCGGGGCCCACCGCCCACCAACGGCGUCAUGCAUGUGGACGAGUGCGUGGAGUUCCACCGGCUUUGGAGCGCCAUGCAGUUCGUGUACUGCAUCCCCGUGGGGACCAACGAGUUCACGGCUGAGCAGUGUUUUGGAGACGGCUUGAACUGGGCCGGCUGCUCCAUCAUCGUCCUGCUGGGUCAGCAGCGUCGCUUCGACCUGUUCGACUUCUGUUAUCACCUGCUGAAAGUGCAGAGGCAGGACGGGAAGGACGAAAUCAUUAAGAAUGUGCCCCUGAAGAAGAUGGCAGACAGGAUCAGGAAGUACCAGAUCCUGAACAAUGAGGUUUUUGCCAUCUUGAACAAGUACAUGAAGUCCGUGGAGACGGACAGUUCCACCGUGGAGCAUGUGCGCUGCUUCCAGCCGCCCAUCCACCAGUCACUGGCCACCACCUGCUAGGCGGGAAGUCCUGCAAACCCCUCGUCCUGGAGGAGGAGGAGAAGCAGGAGAGAGAAAGCCAUGGCCAGCCUGUGACAGGGUCUGGCUGGACAGCACGUGGGAUGGACCCAGAAGCAAAUGAGAGCCUCCCCAGACACAUCUGCACCUCCCGAGGGCUGGGCCUGCAUGCUCUCCCAUCACAUCUCCAUGGUGGUUCCUCCAUAGUGUACAUGAAAAAAAAAAAAAAAGAAAGAAAGAAACAGGGCAAUAUGUGCUUUUUUUUUCUUUUUUCCCCCCAACGGUGUUUAAAGUCCUAGUUUCACCCUUAAUCUCGUGGUUCCCCACAUCUGUGGCUGCUUCCCAAGACCUCCUUCCUAAAUGGCGACCUCCUACCCAGUGCCCGGGCGCAACCCCAGGACUGAAGCCUUAGAGGUGGAGAGCAGAGUGUGGCCAUGCCCCGGGACGUCAGCCUGGCCUGACGGGCAUGCCCCCCUUACUAGCGUCUUCACCUCCUCUGGCUCCCUCCCCCAACUUCCCCAGAUGGCAUCUUCUCCUGCUCUGGACGCCAGGGAGUCCACCACCGAGAGUACUCCUGGACCAGGCACUGAGAGCCGUGGUGAACGGGAGGUGAGGACCCGGUAUCAGCACCGUGGUAGAUGGGGUCGUGGGGUUGCCUCUGGUCUUCCAUGGGCUCCCCAAACCGUGUCCUAACUCCCCUCUCAGGAUAUUCCUAGAAAGCAUUCAGAAAUGCAUUCACAGCUGGAUCCCACUAAUUAGUGUGGAAUUGAAUUAGGAGCAUGGUUAGGCCCUCUGGGUGGAAGCAGUAGUUAUGAACCCAGCCAGGAAUUCCACAGGCCUAAACAGAAGGCUCUCAGGCCAUCUCAUCAGCUUGGUGGAGACUGGGUCCUCUGUUCACUGAGCAAGUACUUAGCACUGAGUCACUGGGGCUCCAGCUUUGAACAGGCCAGGCAUGCACUGCCCGCAGCAUUAGCCAGCAGCCAAAUUAGGGGCUACUUCUCGGCACAGACUCUCUCAUCAAGGAAGACCGUCACAAGAAAGACUACAUUAAGGAGUUAUUUUAACAGAAGCCAGAAACAUCUUGGGGUCAGGGAGGUAAGGAGUAUAAAUAAUACUUGUCAGUGUGCUUUUAAUUCCAAAAUACGCCUCUAAGAGGAGUCCUGGUUUAGUGAACAGGACUUCCAGUGUCCAAGAAGCUGAAAGAUUCUGGAGACAUUUUAUCUUUUACUCUCAACUCAGUGUUCCUUAACUUAGAUUUUGAGGGGUGGGACAUAUGUCACAGGGACGUGUCUACUUCCAUUUCUCAGACUGAACCAAAAUUCCUUGCAGAAUCUCCCCCCAAGAAAUGGGGAGACUGUGUAGAAGGAUGGAAGCCUUUGGGAAGUGAGUGUCUCAUUGCAGAGUCUCACCAUCAAAGGGCAUCUGUGACCCUGAGCUUGUAAGAACGUAUAAAGUGAGACAUUUGAUUUCUCCCUCAGCCCAGGAAGGAAAAGAGAGAAAAUAGAACGGUAACAAUCCUCUCCCUCAGGGCAGAAGAAUGGGAAUGAUUACCGUUAACCAGAUGGCCCAUUUCAACCGUAUGGCAAGAGCAAAGACGUGUCUGUAGCAAGAGGUUUGUGUGAUACACUCACGCUCUCCAGAGAGGGGAGAGGUGGGGCUCGCCAAGUGUGGUCCAAAGGCCACCUCCAUCAGGGCCUCCUGAGGUUGUUACCUGUGAUGCAGGUUCCUGGGCCCCACCGGAAACCCACUAAUUCUGCAACUUUGGGAGCAGGAUUGAGAAAUCUGCACUUCCCACAAGCUGAAUUGUUGUGCUGCCCGUGGAAGUCUGAGGACCAUGCUGCAGAGUGCCCCCGGCACUGCUCACCUUGGGCUUUGAGCUCCCUCUGAGCCAGGAAGAGACACCUGUAGGGCAGGAAAGUGGGUCAGGGUGGAAGCUGUUGGGCCCUCCUGUCUGGAGCUGCCACGUCCUGUUCUGAUUUCUCAUUUUUCCCUCUUGAUGAUCAUAGAUGAGUCCCAGAGGCAAAAGCGAGGUGUUACACCACGCGGGAGAACUACACAAUAAAACCCACGGUCAAAGCCCACAGGACAUUUCUGAGCUCCGGAGCCUUCAGUCCUGUCUGGGGACGGUUGCUGGCUCAUGCUUUCAGAUAGAUGACUGGCUGUUAGGUCCUGGAGAUCGUUCCAAACCCUUGACCACUGCUUUAUGGAGAUUUGGAUCAUCCAUUUGAUGAGAUUGCUAUUUCAACCACCCGCCCCUCCCACCCUGAAUUUGACCCUCUGGGUAGAAUCCCAUUAUCCUCAAGAGAUUUGAUCCCAGUAAAUUGAGGUCUUUGCCUUCAGGAGAGACAUUUCAUUUCCCUGGCUCACCAGCAGCAUUUAUGAACACCGAACAGGUUUAACGUUCUCUCCUUCCUGGUGUUACUGCCCCCUUUUGAUUUUUUGUGUAUCUAAGAACCAGGAAAAAAAAAAUCUUAGGUUUUAAAAAAUUAAAAGUAAAUGUUUCAGAAACUGUCAAAUGUACCAUAUUUGUAUUAAGAGUUGUGGGAGAUUUUUGUACAAUGAAUCUACAUUUAUUUAUGGUGACUUAUAUUUACGCUUGUGAUCAGAUAAUGUUGUUAAAUUCUUAAAUCAUAUUUGCUAUGCAGCUGAAGAUGAUAUUUUGCUUUGUAUUUUUGGGGUACCUGUGUUAAGUUGAUGAACAUUUCCAUCUCCAUUAAAACUGCUUCCAAACCAGUGAAA
Messenger RNA from Camelus dromedarius (Arabian camel), 6666 nucleotides. RefSeq names its product cytoplasmic FMR1 interacting protein 2 (gene CYFIP2). The coding region runs from base 169 to 3930 and encodes 1253 amino acids. The record is from RefSeq and is a predicted model, not a curated record. Gene Ontology annotation, biological process: axon guidance; regulation of actin filament polymerization; cell projection assembly. The transcript has 31 exons. Gene Ontology annotation, molecular function: small GTPase binding. Gene Ontology annotation, cellular component: synapse; neuron projection. NCBI's taxonomy places the organism in Eukaryota, Metazoa, Chordata, Mammalia, Artiodactyla, Camelidae.